Sycon ciliatum is the source of this 1838-nucleotide messenger RNA. RefSeq names its product diphthine methyl ester synthase-like. The transcript has 8 exons. Bases 78 to 983 code for a protein of 301 amino acids. The record is from RefSeq and is a predicted model, not a curated record. Gene Ontology annotation, biological process: protein histidyl modification to diphthamide. NCBI's taxonomy places the organism in Eukaryota, Metazoa, Porifera, Calcarea, Leucosolenida, Sycettidae. Gene Ontology annotation, molecular function: diphthine synthase activity.
UCUCAUUUGCUUUUAGAUCCACAUUGUGCUCAUCCUCCUGUCUCAAGCAUUGUUUCCAACAUAAGAUUCCACUCGCAAUGUUUUACCUGGUCGGAUUGGGCCUGGCAGAUGCCAAAGAUAUUACAGUCAAAGGGCUAGAAAUCGUCAAGAACGCUGAGAAAGUCUACCUGGAAGCAUAUACGUCUAUUCUCACGGUCGGGAAAGAAGCUCUGGAGAGUUACUAUGGUCGUGAGGUCAUACUCGCAGAUAGAGAGACGGUGGAGCAGCUUGCCGAUGACUUGCUAUCUGGUGCCGUAGAAAGUGAUGUUGUCUUGCUGGUUGUUGGUGAUCCGUUCGGCGCCACCACCCAUACUGAUCUAGUGUUGCGAGCCAAGCAGGCUGGUAUUGAGGUCGGGGUUGUGCACAACGCCUCCAUCAUGAACGCUGUUGGUUGCUGUGGACUGCAGUUGUACUCGUACGGCGAGACUGUGUCCAUUGUGUUCUGGUCGGACAACUGGAAGCCAGAAAGUUUCUAUGACAAGAUCUGCCACAACUCCCAGCGCGGUCUCCACACCCUCUGUUUACUAGAUAUCAAGAUGAAGGAGCAGUCUGUAGAAAACCUGAUAAGAGGACGGCAAAUCUUCGAACCGCCUCGUUUCAUGACCACGCAGCAAGCGGCCGAGCAACUUAUUGCCAUUUACAAGCGGCGCACGGCAAGCAGUGAUGGCAAAGGCGACAGUUCGGAUGACGAAGCCGCCGCAGACCAGAAUUUAUUUACCGAUGUAACAGAGGAAAGUCUGGCAGUGGGUGUAACACGCGUGGGCAGUGACUCUCAGCGCAUCGCAGCUGGCACUCUCCAGCAGCUAGCCGACACUGAUCUCGGUGAUCCGCUGCACAGUUUAGUGGUGGUGGGACAUAUGCACUGCUUGGAGCGGGACAUGCUACGCCAGUACGCCAUCGAUGUGGCUGACUUUGAUGAGCGUACAAAGCACGUGAAGGAGUAGGAAAGAAGCUGGUUUAGUUGCUGCUGGCGACAAUGAUGAGAUGGUGACCCUGUAUGCUCCUGGCUGGACCACUGGUUGUAGUGCUAGUCUCGUUAUGGUGCGGUUGUGACCAUACUGGCUUGCCCUUAUCUAUUAUCUUGGAGAGUGUGAGGUCCCCAGUGCCACCAGCCGGAAGGGUGUCUUAGCACUCGCGUGCCACCGUACACCAGCUCGGUCUCAGCGAUGUGAGAGCUGUAAUCACAGACCAUGCUGCUGCUGUAUCUCUCACUGCAUGUGUGCUGCUGCAGUUAGGGACUUCCCCUCGGGCGGUGUUUGUGUAUUUACAGCACCGGAGAACACAGUCCGCUAAGUCCAUGAUCCGUGUUGACUACUUCAAAGUAGUUGUAGCGCGUGGGACAUAGCAAGGUGUUCGGCCGGGCAGGAGCUUGCCGCACACGUUUGUGUGUGUGUGUGUGUGCUGCGCUCUUUUCUGACAAGCCCUGCGGGGCGUCUCGAGUUUCCGAGCUUUGAUCCCAAGUGACCAGGAGACUGGCUGUCGUCACACGUGCCAUACAAGUACACCACCAGCUACUUAGCUUGUACGCUGUACAUGCCUGUGUUGUACUACUGCAGCACUAUCCGGGUAUCCCCCUCCCCUUCCUUAACCAUUUAGAAUUUCAACACUAGCAAUGUGCGUGUUCUGCUUCAAAGUACCUGUUAUUAUUUCAAAUCCUCCCGUGCCUCUUCUCCUGUGCCUCUUCUCCUGUGCCUCUUCCUUAGAAGCUUCACAAGAAACUAGAAGCUAGAUGUAUACCUCAGAGCACCAGUGAUCAUUCUAUAAUUCUAUUUUUCCGAAAGAAACGCCAGAUCAAGAAA